AGUAACAAGGUCACGGUCAGUAUCACUCUGCUCUUCGUCGGAGAACAUCGUUCACGGACAGAAUAAUUUUGUUAAAUAAGAAACAUCGUGAGAAAAUAAAAUGGGCAUCGAAAGCUUUAUGACAGAAAGUUUAACGUCAGCAUCAACUGGAGGAUUUUCAUUGCUCUUUCCGAUUCUUGCUGCGGCGCUUGCCUAUUUUCAAUAUGAAGUUCUAGAUAAUGAAGCACCACCAAUCAACGUACCGUCAGAGAUGCUAUUAUCCUCGUACCAUUUUAUAGUGAUAGGUGGUGGUAGUGCAGGAGCCGUAGUUGCCAGCCGUCUAUCCGAAAUUGAGGAUUGGAACGUGUUGUUGUUGGAAGCGGGAGGUGACGAACCUGAGAUCUCAGACGUACCCCUUUUGGCCGGAUACCUUCAACUAAGUCAGUUGGAUUGGCAAUACAAGACUGAGGCACAGGAUGAUGCCUGUCUAGCGAUGGAGAACAACCGUUGUAAUUGGCCCCGAGGUAAAGUUUUAGGUGGAAGCAGUGUGCUCAACUAUAUGCUCUAUUUAAGAGGUAACAAGCGAGAUUACGACAUUUGGGAACAGCAAGGUAAUCCUGGCUGGGGUUACCGUGAUAUCCUACAUUACUUUAAGAAAUCCGAAGAUAAUCAAAAUCCUUACUUAAUUCACACGCCGUAUCACGCGAAAGACGGAUAUUUGACGGUGCAGGAAGCACCAUGGCACACACCCCUAGCGGCAGCCUUUGUUCAGGCUGGUGAAGAGAUGGGAUACGAAAAUCGUGAUAUCAACGGCGAGUUUCAAACCGGUUUCAUGGUCGCCCAGGGUACUAUUAGGCGUGGCAGUCGUUGCUCCAGUGCAAAGGCUUUUCUUAGGCCGGCCAGAUUUAGGGAGAAUCUACAUGUGGCGAUGCACACGCACGCAACCAAAGUGCUGAUACAUCCUAAAACAAAGCACAUUUACGGAGUAGAAUUCGUCAGGGACAACAAGGUCUUUCGCGUGCGCGCAAAGAACGAAGUGAUCGUAUCCGGCGGGGCGAUAAAUUCGCCGCAAUUAUUAAUGUUAUCAGGAAUCGGGCCAAAGGACCAUUUGCGAGAGCUCGGUAUUCCAGUGAUUCAAGAUAGCAAGGUAGGCAGCAAUUUGCAGGAUCAUAUUGGCUUGGGUGGACUCACGUUCAUGGUUAAUCAAAAGAUUUCUAUGGUGGAAAAACGGCUGCAAAGCUUGCAGACGGUGAUGCAAUACGUUGCGCUGGGCACCGGACCUCUGACAGUGCUCGGAGGCGUCGAGGGUAUCGCCUUCAUCAACACUAAAUACGCAAACGCUUCGCUGGAUUUUCCCGACAUUGAGCUGCAUUUCGUUUCCGGCUCGACGAAUUCGGAUGGUGGCAAAAAACUGAGGAAAGUGCAUGGACUAACGAAAAAGUUCUACGACGCUGUUUUCGGACCAAUCAACGACCAGGACACGUGGAGCGUAAUUCCUAUGUUGCUACGACCAAAGAGUCGCGGUGUAAUCAAAUUGCGCAGUAAAAAUCCAUUCGAUUAUCCUCUCAUUUAUCCAAAUUACUUCAAAGAAACGGAAGAUAUCGCCACUUUGAUUGAAGGAGUGAAAAUCAGUGUGGCCUUGAGCAAGACUGAUACCUUCAAGCGAUUCGGAAGUGAGCUCAACUCGCAUCAGUUUCCAGGAUGCAAACAUAUACCCAUGUAUACUGAUUCUUAUUGGGAAUGCAUGAUCAGAUAUUAUAGUGCCACGAUUUAUCAUCCAGUUGGCACGUGCAAGAUGGGACCUUACUGGGAUCCCGAGGCUGUCGUCGAUCCACAACUCAGAGUCUACGGCGUGACUGGGCUGCGCGUGAUCGAUGCGUCGAUCAUGCCCAAUCUUGUGAGCGGAAACACGAAUGGGCCAGCAAUCAUGAUAGGUGAGAAAGGAGCAGAUAUGAUUAAGAAAUAUUGGUUAAAGUGGAAGAACAGAUACGAAGAAAAGAUAACUAGCAGAUGGAUGAUCAUGUCUCUGGUUUCGAAGUUGUUCUUCAUGGUAUUGGGAUAUCUCAUUAUUAAUAUGCGUCCAGAUAUCACGGAUAAGGAGAAUCGUCUACAAACAUUAUUAAUGGAAAAACUGUUGGCUCAGUACGAUUAUGUGAUAAUUGGCGGAGGAUCAGCAGGAGCUGUGUUAGCCAGCCGAUUGUCAGAGGACGAAAAUUGUACCGUUCUUCUGCUCGAAGCUGGCGUCGAUGAAGUUCCUUUGUCCGACGUACCAUGGUCAUAUCUCACACUGCAGCGUACAUAUCUGGAUUGGGAUUUUAAAACGGAAUCGUCGUCCAAUUAUUGCUUGGCGAUGCAUAAUCAUCAAUGUAGAUGGCCACGUGGCAAGGUGUUAGGUGGUAGCAGUGUAUUGAAUGCGAUGCUUUAUAUUCGCGGUAACAAAAGGGACUAUGAUUCUUGGGCGACUCUUGGUAACGUGGGAUGGGAUUACGAGAGCGUUCUGCCGUAUUUCAAGAGAUCAGAAGAUGCUAGAGUCAAGGAACUUGCCGACUCGCCUUAUCAUAAAAAAAAUGGAUAUUUGACAGUAGAAUAUUUCAAGUAUAACCCACCGAUAGCUAACUAUAUUGUUCAUUCCGGCGAAGAAUUAGGAUACAAAGUGCACGAUGUGAAUGGCGUAAAUCAGACGGGUUUUACGCAUUCUUUUGGUACUUUGAGGGAUGGAUUAAGAUGCAGCACUGCUAAAGCUUAUCUCCGACCCGCUUCAAAGAGGAAAAAUCUAUACGUCAGCUUGGAAUCGUUCGUGGAAAAAAUACUAGUGAGAAAAGAUGAUAAGUCGAAAGUGGCGCAAGGGGUGCUGUUCCGCAAGGGUAAAAGACGUUUCAUAGUUGGAGCGAAACGCGAAGUGAUUCUCUCUGCAGGGGCGAUACAAUCGCCGCAAUUAUUGAUGUUGUCGGGAAUUGGACCGAGGCAUCAUCUCGAGAAAAUGAACAUAUCUGUGGUGCAUCAUGCACCCGGUGUAGGACAAAAUCUUCAAGAUCAUGUGGGAAUGGGUGGGAUAAUCUAUAUCAUCGAUCCUCCGCACAGCAUGCCAGAACGAAAUAAAUUCAGUAUGAAACUAUCUGACAUUACAAAGUUGAGAAACAUUCGAGAAAUGCUGUGGAACAGUUCUGGUCCUCUUUACACGACAGCAUACAGUGCUGGAAUGGCGUUUCUCAAUACCAAAUAUGCAGACGGAUUCGAUUAUCCGGAUAUACAGCUGAUAUUCUCGGCUUUCUCAGAUUAUGGAAUUCUCGCAGCAAAUUUAUAUGGGAUUAAGUCGAGUACCGCCACUAGAUUGUAUGAAAAUAUCACAGAAGAUACUCAAGCUUUCGGAAUUUUUCCGCUUCUUUUAAGACCACGCAGCAGAGGCUUCAUCGAGCUAAAAUCGACUGAUCCGAAUGAGGCUCCCGCUAUUGUUCCAAAUUAUUUUGAGGACUCGCGUGAUCUCCAAGUUUUAGUAGAGAGCGUGAGAUUUAUGGAAGGGAUGAAACGUACUCGUCUUAUGCGGAAGUUAAAUGCACGAUUAAAUCCAAAUCCGAUACCGGGAUGUUCGCAAUUUGAUAGCUCGUCGGACAAGUAUUGGGCUUGCUACGCACGUCAUUUCACAUCGACAAUAUACCAUCCGGUUGGCACUUGCAAGAUGGGCCUUGCCAGCGAUUGUUACGCCGUCGUUGAUACUAGAUUAAGAGUUCACGGAAUCGCAAGACUACGAGUGAUCGACGCUUCGAUCAUGCCGUAUCUAGUUUCAGGGAAUAUUAACGCACCAACGAUUAUGAUUGCAGAGAAAGGUGCCGAUAUGAUAAAGGAGGAUUGGCAAUCCUAAUUCGCCACGAAUGCCACAUGCUAAAGAUUGCGUUUCGUAAACGGUCGAUCCAGGCUAUCGCCAUCUUUUAUAUUAUUGUAUGCAUAAUAUAAUAUAAUUGGUACAUUUGUGAUGAUCGACCAUAAAAAAAUUAUUUGAACUUUAAUUGUGCUUCUCCAUUUUGAUAACAACACUAAUAGAAUUAUACAAUCAUCAUGAUUGGCAUUGGUUUAGAAACAUAAUAAAACGUUUGAGCCUGUUCUACUAUGUGCUUUUUAUUUCCAGUUUCUUGCUUUUUGCUAUUUUUUUACAUCUUAUCUUUUUGCAUCUUAUUCGGUUUUUUUUUUGUUUUAUAUCGCCUGAGAUAAGAGUUAAUGAAUUUCGAAAGAAACAAGAAAUACAAUUGUCGAUAAAACGGUUGCAAAGGAGUUAAAAGCAAAAGGUACAAAACAAGAAACAGGAAACAAAGAGCACAUUGUAGAAUAGGCUUUAUAAAUAUAGAAAUUGUUUGUAGAGUGCUUACUUUUGUUACA
Molecule: messenger RNA, 4350 nt
Organism: Acromyrmex echinatior (Panamanian leafcutter ant)
Lineage: Eukaryota; Metazoa; Arthropoda; Insecta; Hymenoptera; Formicidae
Product: glucose dehydrogenase [FAD, quinone]
Molecular function (GO): flavin adenine dinucleotide binding; oxidoreductase activity, acting on CH-OH group of donors
Source: RefSeq, a predicted model, not a curated record